GUUGACGCCCUGCUGAGCUAACAUCACCUGUGAAGUUUGUAUGGUUAGCUUAGCCACCAAGGAGCCAUGAAGCAACACAUUCACUCAUUUAAAAAGGUGUUUAGCCACACGAAGACUGUAUGUCCAACAUAUAAUCUGACUUUUAACUCUUAAUUUUAUCUCCAGGGAAAGAAAUAACGACUUUUUAAGAGCUAAUUGGCAACACAAUAUUCAUUCACUAGCUAGUAGCUAGCUAACCGUCCAACCACCGGAAGUAGCUCGGCAGGUUAGCUUAUGAUGCGUCAGGAAAUAUACUUCUGCUCAGGUGAGCAUCCCCAGCUGUACAGGAGGUGAGGGUCACUCACCUCCGACUCCUCCCCCCUGGCUCCAUCCCUGCUACCCAGCUGCUUCUGCUGCUAUCUCCGAUGGCCCCGAGCAGGCUGACCAGAAAUGUAGGAGAGGGGGACGGAGUGGGAGGCUUUACGCCAAAGAGAAAGAGAGGGGCUGUGACACCGCUGGAGGGAAAGAUGCCUUAAAGAUGUCGGGUCAGAGGGACUUCAGGAUGGAGAGAUUCUGCUUUGGAAUAACCUGAAGAGGACAGCAAUGAAGGAGGGGUAAAACUGUGGAGAGAAAGAAGCAACAAAGAUGUACUCAAUCAGAAGCCUGCCCACCGUGGCUCACCGGAACCAACGAGAGGAAGAUGGAGUUGAAGAUAUGACACAGCUAGAGGAAAUGCAUGAAGGUGUUGUUCUGCUGAACCUGAGGAGAAGAUUUGAGAGGGAGCUUAUUUAUACCUAUAUCGGUAGUAUUCUGGUGUCUGUGAACCCCUAUAAGAUGUAUAACAUCUAUGGGACGGACAUGGUGCUGCUGUACAAAGGUCGUGCCCUGGGAGAAAACCCUCCGCAUUUGUUUGCCAUAGCAAACGCUGCUUAUUCCAAAAUGAUGGAUGCCAAACACAACCAGGUCAUAAUAAUCAGUGGGGAGAGCGGAUCAGGAAAAACAGAGGCCACCAAGCUAGUCCUUCGCUACUUAGCAGCAAUUCAUCACAGAAGCAACAUUGCACAGCAGAUCGAGAUACUUGAGGCAGCUCCUCUGCUGGAAUCUUUUGGAAAUGCCAAAACUGUUCGAAAUGACAAUUCCAGUCGCUUUGGGAAAUACAUAGAGGUCUUUCUGGAGGAUGGUGUGAUCAGUGGUGCCAUAACCUCUCAGUAUCUGCUCGAAAAGUCACGGAUUGUCUUCCAGGCCAAAGAUGAGAGGAACUAUCACAUCUUCUACGAGAUGUUGGCGGGUCUCCCCUCGCAGCAGAGGCAGGCUUUCUAUCUUCAAGAGGCUGAGACCUACUAUUACCUCAAUCAGGGAGGGGAUUGUGGGAUAACGGGGAAGAGUGAUGCAGAGGACUUCCUGCGUCUACGCGCUGCCAUGGACAUCCUGCACUUCACCCCUGAAGACCAGUCGGCCAUCUUUAGAGUUCUUUCUUCCAUACUGCACCUCGGGAAUGUCUACUUUCAGAGACAUGAGGCUGAUGGCCAGGAGGUGGCGUCAGUGGUGAGCGCACAGGAGAUCAGGGUGGUGGCAGAGCUGUUGCAGAUCUCCCCAGAGGGACUACAAAAAGCCAUCACCUACAAAGUCACAGAGACAAUGAGGGACAAGAUUUACACACCACUGACUGUGGAGAGCGCAGUUGAUGCCAGAGAUGCUGUUGCCAAGAUCCUUUAUUCGCUGCUCUUCCACUGGUUAACAGAGAGGAUCAACGCUCAGGUGUACCCCCGCCAACACACCGUCUCCAUCUCCAUCCUGGACAUUUAUGGAUUUGAGGAUCUGGCCUUCAACAGCUUUGAGCAGCUUUGCAUUAAUUAUGCCAACGAAUAUCUGCAGUUCUUCUUCAAUAAGAUAGUUUUUAGGGAGGAACAGGAGGAGUACAGCCGGGAACAGAUCCCCUGGCAGGACAUCCCAUUCAGUGACAACCAGCCCUGCAUUGACCUCAUUGCCGCUAAGCCUCAUGGGAUACUGAGGAUUCUGGACGACCAGAGCUGUUUCCCGCAGGCGACAGACCACACGUUCCUCCAAAAGUGUCACUACCACCACGGUAACAACCCGCUGUAUCUGAAGCCAAAGAUGCCCCUGCCAGAGUUCACCAUCAAGCACUUUGCAGGCCGAGUUACCUACCAGGUUUACAAAUUCCUCGACAAGAACUAUGACCAGGUGCGUCAGGAUGUCCUCGACCUUUUCAUCCAGAGCAAGAACAAGAUGGUGUCAAACCUCUUCCUGGUUCACGCAGAGGUCACAGGUCAGCAGAGAGGAGGUCACAUGAGGAAGAGCAGCACAGCCACCAGAAAAUAUCAAGCUCCCACCGUCAGUAACAAAUUCCAGCAGUCCCUCCUCGAGCUGGUGGAGAAGAUGGAGAGGUGUAACCCUUUUUUUGUUCGCUGCAUUAAGCCAAAUAACAUGAAGCAACCAGGAGUGUUUGAGGACGAGCUCGUCAGCAGCCAGCUGAGACACUCAGGGGUCCUGGAGACCAUCAGGAUCCGCAGAGAGGGGUAUCCUGUCAGAAUGCCAUUCUACGUUUUCCUGUUCAGGUAUAAAUCCCUGGUGGGUUUACGAGAGCCUCCAUCACCGAACGGAGAGAACUGUGUGAUCAUGCUGAGUAAACUGUGUCCUCUGAGACUUGGAGCGUACCACGUUGGAGUCACAAAGCUUUUUCUGAAAGAGGACAUCUACCAGCUGUUGGAGUGUAAACGGGAGCGCACCCGUCAGCUUGCUGCUCUCACGCUGCAGCGCUACACCCGCAUGUUCUUCGUCAGGAAACGCUUCGUGACUUUCCGCAUGAGGAUCAUCCGUAUGCAGGCGCAGUGCCGAGGCUUCCUCACACGGAAGCGCUACGUGAAGAUGAGAGAAAGUCUGGUUCGCUUCCGCUCUCUGGUCCACAUGUACGUCAACCGCAAGAGAUACAUCAAGAUGAAGUUUGAAGCCCAGAGAAGAGCUGAUGAGGAGAGGAGGAGGAGAGAAACGGAGCUGACCAGGAGGGAGGUGGUGAACGUCACACACUUGGUGAUCCCUGCAGAGCUGGGCGCCUUGCUGCAGGUUGCAGGAGUCAGGAGGGAGCUGCACUCAGACUGUUUGGCUCUGCUACAGGCUCCUCACAUCCAGGAGCAGGCUCAGCUCACUCUGCCUCUGGACAUCAACAACUACCCGUUCUACCGUUACGUACAGAUCUACUUCAGGGAACCAAAGAUGGGGAUGCUGAUGGCUCCUCUGGAGUCGCCUCUGACCCGGGUAGAGGAGGACCUGAAGGGGGAAGCUCUGGAGCUCUUCAACAUGGUUCUGCGGUUCAUGGGCGACCCUCACCUGAACGGGGCACAGGAGAACAUGUUCGGGAACUACAUCAUCCAAAGGAGCCUGUCGUCUCCAGGGUUACGGGACGAGAUCCUGGCUCAAGUCGUCAACCAGGUGUGGAGGAACAUGAACUCUGAAAACGCUGAGAGGGGCUGGCUGCUGCUGCUGGGCUGUGUCUGCAGCUUUGCCCCGUCUUCAAAGAUGGAUAAAUAUCUGCUGAAGUUUGUAUCAGACCACGGCCCUGCUGGCUGCCAGGCGCUGCUGCAACACAGACUGAUCCAAGCCAAUCAGAAGACACAGCUCGGCUCAGGCUCCGCCCCUGAGACUGCUCGGACCUAUCCUCUGUCACUGCUGGAGUGGACGGCCAAUAGAAAGAAGGCGAACAUGGUGUUGCAGAUGCACUGUUUUGAUGGAGGAUCAUUCCUGUGCCCAGUUCACUCCUGGACCAGCGGAGAGGAUCUAGCAGGGCACAUCCUGCGCCACAGGGGAGUGUCCGACUGGUGGAGGGGGAGUUCGGUUCUGAUGAAGGAGCACGGUCAGUGGGUGGAGUUAGCGGGUCAUGACUAUGUGAUGGACCUGGUCGCGGACCUGGAGCUUCCCACUGACUUCCCAAAGCAGAAGAGCUACUUCAUCAUCAGCAGUGACGACCCGGCGAGAGUCCGAGCCAACGCCAGUCUAGCUCUGUUCGGGAGUGGGUUUGACUCAGAUGAGGAGCUUCCUCUCAGCGGCAGACCGGCCUACAGUCUGCCUGACUCAGACGGUUACUUCAGUCAUGUAGAGUCUGAUGCCUUCAGUGACAGUCAGACCCAGAGGGGAAUGGACCGUUACCUGGACAGCCUGUUCGACCCCGUCCUGUCCGACAGCAGCAUAGACAUGGACAAGUCUGGAAGUUUGUCAGCGAGGAUGAAGGGAGGAGGAGGUGUGGGCAUUGCAGGAGGGGGAAGAGGAGAAGGAGGGAAUCACACGACCUCCGGGCGGCCUUAUCCACCAGGAAUACAUCCCGGAGCUGUGCCAGUGCUUCCAGUGGCAGGAGGGAUGAUGCCACCGAUCCCUGCCAUGCCAAUCCCCUCCCACCACCAUCACCUUGAACAGCAGCAACAGCAGCAACAGCAACAACAGCCACCACAAGAACCUCAACCUCAACCUCAACCUCAACCUCAACCUCAACAACCGCAGCAGCAACAACCUCAGCAUCAGUACCACCAGUACAACCGUCCUCAGCAGCCCUACCCGGGUUCUCCUAGCACCCCAGCUGUAGCACCGACCCCGUUACCCGUUCGCUCAACUCCCCCUGAGAGAGAGGCUAGCGUAGCACCCCACGUCACCCAUGUCCCCACACACCCUGCCGCAUCUGUGGUACCAGGCUUACCUGUGAUGACAGGGACGGAGCAGACAGUCCUGACCCAACAGCAACAGGCCAUCAUCAACCAGCAAGCUAUCAUCCUGGCUCAGCAGAUGACCAUGCAGGCCAUCGCCAUCCAGCAGCAGAUGUUGUCCUCUUUCCCCCCUGUUGCUCCGGCCCCUCAGUCGCCACCUUUACAGCAUUAUUAUCAAACACACCAGCCUCAGCGCUCUCACAUGUCCAGCCCGACUAAAGACAUCGAAGAGUCGCCGUACAAGUCCGCAGCCGUUCAGAGGAAGAUGAGUCCGACACGUGGAUCCCCUCACGAAAAAGUGGUCCGAUCCAGCCCGAGUAACGCCGAGCGCAUCGACCCCAGCCACGACAUCAAGGACAUCAUCAAACAGCAUCAGCCUGCAGCCACGACCACGUCUGCUGGAGCUGCUGCUCAAAGAAAGGGUGACGGGAAAGUGUUUGCAAAGAAGCCGGACCCGCAUGAUGAAGCAAUGGAGAUCCUCAAAGAUCAGAUGGCGAACCCACCACAACCGAGUCAAAGAAAACCUCAAUCCUUCCACCGUAAAGAAGAGGGCGGACUAAAGGUUUCCAAAUCCAUCAAGUCUCGCCCAAUGGGUCCGGCCAGUUCCAACAUAAGCCCCGCCCCUCCUCCAGUCUCCAGAGAGUUACCGGUGGAGGAGGAGAUCAUUCAGACUCAGCUCCACAGCAGGACCAGCGAUGAGUACUACACGUACUCCAACGUGCCCUGGAAACUCUACAUGAGGAAAGAGGUUUUCUAUCCAAAGGAGACCGUCAACAACCCGCUGAUCCUGGACCUGAUCUUCAGACAGGUUGUUCAUGAUACCUUCUCAGAGGCCUGCAUUCGCAUUACGCAGGAGGAGAGGCAGCAGAUGAAAUCCUUCUUUGCUGAGAACAGGGUGGAUCAGGUUUCAGGAACACAUGACGAGAACGUGAAGAAGAAAGUCGCCGCCAUCGCCAGAGACUCAUGGGAGAUUUACUUCUCCCGCCUCUUCCCCGCCUCUGGCAGUGUGGGAACAGGAGUGCAGGUGCUGUCUGUGUCUCAUAAAGGCAUCAAGCUGCUGAAGAUGGUCAGAAGCAGCUCUGCAGCUUCAGACUACUUCAGAGUGCUGAGGCCUUACAGCUACUCGGACAUCCUCUUUGUUUCCAUCCCGUCUAAAAACAUGCUGGAGUUCAACCUGACCAAUGAGAAGCUGAUCCUCUUCUCUGCGAAGGCGCCGCAGGUCAAACACAUGAUCGACCACUUCCUCACAGAGCUGAAGAAGGACUCAGAGUACAUGGUCGCGGUGAGGAACUACAUCACCGAGGACAGGAACCAGCUCAGCUUCCACAAAGGUGACAUCAUCAGACUGCAGCAUAUGGACGGGCUGGAGGCGGGCAAACAUUACGGCUGCAUAGUGAGGAAGAAGGUCAUGCUGCUGGAGGAGCUGAAGAGAGAGACUCCAGAGUUUGGUUGGCGUUUCGGGGCUGUGUAUGGUAAAUCAGGAGUGUUUCCCUGCGACUACGUCCGUCCCGUGGCUGCUCCAGACUUCCUGGUUCUCCCGGCGGAGCGCGUGGAGCCUCGAGACCGGCAGGGACGAGUGGCUGCGUCUGCGGCUAUUGCUGUGGCGAUGGGCUCAGCUGUAGCUGCUCAUGAGCUGGACCUCUCCAUGGAGGUCGUGAAUGAGAUGUACGGAGACGGCAUGAGCACAGAACUGGAGGAUCUACCUCUGCACAGCAGCCAGUACCACAUGGUGGAGUUCGCCAAGAAGUACUUCAGAGAGGCGCAGAGGAACAGAGGGGACCAGAAAGCCAAAAAGGGGAAGGAGGGAAGGGACCCAGCUGACAUGGUGAAAUUCUCAAAGUCUCCUCUCCAAGAGUCUCUCAUCGACUUCUCUGACAGCGGGAUGAACAGACUGGCUGCAGACAUCUUCUUAGCUAUAAUGAAGUUCAUGGGAGACUUUGCACUGAAAGGUCAGACUGAGCAGGACCUGGUCACCUCCAUACUGAAGUUAAGUGGUGACCACGGUCUGAUAAAGGAUGAAGCGUACUGCCAGGUGAUGAAGCAAGUCACCUCCAACACCAGCUCCAAGCCGGACAGCUGUCAGCGAGGAUGGAGGCUGCUCUACAUCUUAACAGCUUUCCAUCGCUGCUCUGACGUCAUGAAGCCGUUUCUGUUGAAGUUCCUGCAGGAAGCGUGUGAGACUCCCGGGAUGCAGUACCAAGGUAUCGCUAAGGCGUGUGAACAGAACCUGAGGAGAACUUUUCAAUAUGGAGGACGGAGUCAGUAUCCCAACAGCAUGGAGCUCAAAGCGAUGCUGGCUGGACGGAGCUCCAAGAGGCAGCUGUUCCUGCUGCCGGGGGGGAUCGAGAGGCACCUGAAAAUCAAGACGUGCUCUGUCGCUCUGGAUGUCAUCGAGGAGCUCUGCUAUGAGAUGGAACUUCACAGGAUGGAGGCUCUGGAUGAAUACGCUGUCUUUCUGGUCACUCACAGAGGUCAGAAUGUGCGUCCUCUGAACAAGCGUGAAUACAUCCUGGACAUCGCUACAGAGGCAGAGCCGGUGGACGCCAACUACAGUCUGUGGUUCAGGAGGGUCAUCUGGAGUCUGACUCUCAAACUCGACAAUGAACUCUACGUCACCAUGCACUACAAUCAAGUGUUGCCAGACUACCUUAAGGCCUUGAUGAGCGUGGUUCCUCAGGGAAAGGCCAGCGAUCAGCAUCUGCAGCAGAUUGCCAGACUGUCUGCCUUACAGCACCGUGCCAAGGACACCAUCUACCUGCCCACCCUCCGUGAGGUGCAGGAGUGUGUCCCCCCACCGUUCUAUGGCAAGCAGGGUUCACAGCCGUGGCUGAACAUGACGACUCAACACAUGCAGCAUGUCCAGCCUUUAAAUCCACACCAGGCCCGUGCUCAGUUCCUUGGUUUGGUCAGUGCCUUCCCCAUGUUCGGCUCCUCCUUCUUCUACAUCCAGAGCUGCAGCUCCCCCUCCAUCCAGGCGCCCUGCAUCCUGGCUGUCAACCUGAACGGACUGCACUUUCUUAACAAGGACACCCAUGAAGCCACGGUGCGUUUCCCUCUCAAGGAGGUCCAGUCGACUCGCACCCAGAGGCCGACUUCAGGCUCCAGUUAUCCGUAUGUAGAGAUCAUGAUCGGGGACCUGCUGAACCAACGUAUCACACAGCUGCAGCUGGAGCAGGGUCUGGAGCUGUGCCGAGUCAUUGCCAUGCACAUGGAGAACUUGUUGUCCGUCAGAGAAAAGAGACUCACUCUACCGCCCAGUGAAAUCACGCUGCUGUAGUGCAAAACUGAACAUCAGCAUACAGAAACAUCAUCAUUUAUUAACCAUACAUGCACUGUAUCUACCUCUAUUUGAAAAUGGAACAUUUUGAUAUGUAAAGGUGAUGAUUGUUUGAUAAGAUGUGGGUGGAUGAGGAUGAUGUUAAUGUAACUUUAUAUACUUCUUUGAUUGAUUGGUCCAUGGGUCGGGGUUAGAUGUUACAAAUAUUACAAUUACAGUUCCCCACAGCCAAAGUUGUUAACAUUAGUUAUCCUGUUCUUUCCCACUAAAGUCCCAAACCCAAAUAUGUUCAGCUUACUAUGUUAGAAGCAUAAUAAAACAGCACAUAUCUACAUUUCAGGAGCUGCAACAAAUCUAUUCUGAGACGUUUUGGCCUGAAAUGUUAAAUUGAUAAAUCAGGGAUUAUGUAUAUGAAGAAGAAGUUUUAUUUCCAUUUAAAUUUGAACAAGAGAAUUAAAAAGGGAAAGAAACAAUGCUGAAGGCCACAUCGAUGAACUCUUUGCACUAAUUCAAAUGAUUAUUUUUUACUAUAAACAAAUAUAUAUUUUGUAAAUAGAUUUUGUACAUACUAUUCAUGUGAAAAGUACAAUAAAGUUUGUAGUAAUAUA
Messenger RNA from Notolabrus celidotus (New Zealand spotty), 8573 nucleotides. It is a transcript of the gene myo15aa, whose product is annotated as myosin XVAa. The transcript has 69 exons. The record is from RefSeq and is a predicted model, not a curated record. Gene Ontology annotation, molecular function: cytoskeletal motor activity; protein binding; ATP binding. NCBI's taxonomy places the organism in Eukaryota, Metazoa, Chordata, Actinopteri, Labriformes, Labridae. The coding region runs from base 625 to 7965 and encodes 2446 amino acids. Gene Ontology annotation, cellular component: myosin complex; cytoskeleton.